UUUCACUUCUUUUCUUAUUAUUAAACUCUUCCUCUUUUUAAAUCAAAUAAAAGAUAUAAAUGAUUAAUAGAGCUAGAAAUUGGUGGUGCUGGAUGGCUGUCGGGCUCCCGUGACUUUCUGCCGAUCCUGCGAUCUCCCUCGCUCGUCUUUCCUCUCCCUCUUCCUCUCUCUCUCCCCGUCUUCCUCUCCCUCCUGUUCGAUCACCUCAUCCUCCAUCAAUCGCUACAUACUCUUUUUUUCCCUUUUCCUUUCGACCUUCCUAUCCCGUCUUCCUCUACAUCUCUUUAAACCUCCCCACCUCCUCUCUCUCCGGGAUCAUCGGCUGGUAUCCCCUCCGCCUCUUCCACCCACCCCCCCUCCUCCUCUCUAAUUUCGCCCGUGAUAUCUCCUCGCUCCUAUUCUCCUCCGUCCAAUCCCCUUGCCUUCUCCGCCUUCUCAAGAUCUCGAUACUCGUCGGUCUUAUCCAUUUUUCCCACCGGUUCUCGAUCAAUACCGCCAAAGUGUCUUCCAUCGUCGCCCCUCGUACCAUCUCCUUCCCUCCGGAGGUCGAUACAGGCCACCGACGGUUGGCUCCCACCAAGGACAUGUCGCAGAAUAAAGCAGGCCGACGGAGACGCUCCAGCAGUCUCAUCUAUCAGGAACCUCCGGAAUCCAUCGAGCAUACCAGCGAUCAGGCAGCCCUGCCCAAUCUGAAUGCGAACUGGGUCAAUGCCAAGGGUGCCUGGACCAUCCACUUCGUCCUCAUCCUUGCCCUGAAGAUUUUCUACGACAUCAUUCCCGGCGUCUCCCAGGAAACCUCCUGGACCCUGACCAACAUCAGCUACAUGUUCGGUUCCUUCCUCAUGUUCCACUGGGUGCGGGGCAUCCCCUUCGAGUUCAACGCUGGUGCCUACGACAACCUCAACAUGUGGGAGCAGAUCGACAACGGCGACCAAUAUACCCCCGCCAAGAAAUUCCUGCUCUGCGUCCCCAUCUGCCUCUUCCUCCUCAGCACCCAUUAUACCCACUACGAUCUGACCUAUUUUACCAUCAACUUUCUCGCCACCUUGGCGGUGGUGAUUCCGAAACUUCCUUUCUCCCACCGGUUGCGGAUAGGUCUCUUUUCGGAGCCUGAGGAAUAGUUCUUUCCUCGUUGACGUUGCUUUUGUUAUUCUUUUCCUCAUAUCUGUUCGGUCUCUUGGCUUUUCUUCUUGAUCAUAUUCUCCGCUUGGCGAUUCAAUAUCCUUUUUCCCUUACAUUUUUCUUCUUGUCUUUGCUCGCGACGGUGCUGUUUCUCAGUGACUCCACGGAUCAGUACUCAAUUUGUCGACUGCCGACGACUCUCGAAUGGGGAACGGCAGGGGCCAUGGGUCCCAGAAAGGGGUGAGGAAAUCCACCAGAAAUCUACAAAGGAGAGAGCGGUGCGGUGUGGAUGCGAAGGGUUGGGCGGGAGAAAGAAUCCCGGUAUCUCGAUAUCAUUAUUAUCAAUGCUUGCUUGCACCGUUCUCGUGGCAUCGGCUUCCGAUCGUAUUUCGCUUCCCGGAUUUCUUAGAACCGCGAUCGUCCAGGGGAUGGUUUAAGCGGUGGACACGGCCUUUUCGUAUCAAUUGUACUACGUCGGGCCGACGCGGACGAGGGGUGCCACUCUGACUGGCCAUGUUCACGAUGGUUUCAUGGUCGGAUGUCGGGGGUCUUCGUGGCUCCGUUGUGGAUUUCGAGGCCCGUGAGAGCGCUAUGUAAUGGGUCACCCGUGCUACCUCGGUACGAGUAUUAGACUAUAGUUUGGGAUAUUCGUU
This is a messenger RNA of Aspergillus candidus, 1775 nucleotides long. Its product is annotated as ORMDL family protein. Gene Ontology annotation, cellular component: endoplasmic reticulum membrane. The transcript has 3 exons. The record is from RefSeq and is a predicted model, not a curated record. NCBI's taxonomy places the organism in Eukaryota, Fungi, Ascomycota, Eurotiomycetes, Eurotiales, Aspergillaceae. Gene Ontology annotation, biological process: intracellular sphingolipid homeostasis; ceramide metabolic process; negative regulation of ceramide biosynthetic process. Bases 585 to 1121 code for a protein of 178 amino acids.